GUCGGUGCUUGUCCAGGUAUCCAGUCCAGUGGGGAACUCCAAACGAUCCAUAUCUUGACGACUCCUCAUCCGAAACUACAACAGCUUCGCUUGGCAGUGUUGAUCUGUGACGCGCAAGUGUUUUCUUGCGCCUGGUUGCAAGUGCGCAGUCAUGUCUCAGCUGUCCCGCCGAAGUUAUGAUAGUACAGCUCACGAAAGACGGCUCUCCAAGUAUCGCGUCAGCGACGAUGAUCUCUUCGAUUACGUGCUCCGUGUAGCCAUCCUAAGCCAUGUCACUUCGUCUAAAGUGACGGAUACCAACGCAAAGGUAGCGGAAACCAAGGAGAGAGAGCAUUACCACAAGAUAUCUGGCGCUAUAUCCCAUUCGAUUGUAUCCAUUGGCGAUAUAUUCAAAGAAAUCAGCGGUGGUUCCAAAAGUGUCAAGUUCCCAGAGAAACUUCUCAAAGUGCUCGAACAGAAGCUGCAGAGUAUAGUGAUGGGCAGGGACCAAGCGUACUCUGAUCAGCUCACCCGGAGAACGAUGGCCGUUUUUUAUAAUCACUUCAUGGGAGAUGGCUUCCGCAAACAAAUGAAGGAGAAUAGGAGCAUCGAAGAGCUGAUAUUGAUGUUUGCUGCGCAGUCCACGAGUGUCCUUAAAAAGGAACCGACUUUGGUUGAUGAUGCUUGGAAGGUCGAACUCAACAACCAAAUCGCACAAUUCGUGAGGAUGCUCCGUGAAUGCUUGAAGGGCGUCAGCCAUGUUUCUCCGGAGUUGAACUCUCGCUUGGAUAUGUACCAGACGAAGCUCGCCCCUCCGUCAUCGCAUGACUCCGGCCACGAUACCACUUCUGUUGCCCGAGAUCGCGGUGAUUCAGUAAGUACGGGACAGACCAUCAACGCCAGCGUACAGGACAUGCCGCUCGCAAUGACUGUUGCCAAUCUGUUCAAAAUUCCGGAACAAGCGAUGCAGAAUGAGGUUGAUAGGCUAAGGAAGAUUUGCACCGAGAAGACAUGUUUGAAGAAUAUCAAUGCCGGUGCUCCGUUUCCGGGGCGGCGCGAGGACUUCCCCAGCGAGGCAGCGUGGACUCAGUGGCGCACGCUCGAGACCUCGCAUCUUUCUCAGCUCAUGGUAGCCAUGGUAUCCACCAACCCUGAGCUCGCUAAAUCUAUGUCGUCUGAUGAUGGACCAACACACACGUCUACCCGUCCAAGUUCCAUAUACUCUACCACACGUGCCGACUUACCGGCCACUACCACACGCCAUGCUUCCACUGCGUCUACCAGCAGUCGCUGGUCUGCGAUGGGGGGUGUUAGUGGAGACAGUUUCUCAGAGGACGUCGACGAAGAUGUUGAGAUACGUGUAGGGCACCAUUUCACUUUCAUCCCCCAGAACCCACGGAGAUUCUACAAGCGGCUUGUCGAGCACUGUAUCGUGGCAGAAUUGGAGCUUCUGUAUAGCCCUGAGGUGGAUGAUGCUGAUGAGGUUCCGUUAACAAUCCUUAGUCAACCCCAUGUACAACUCAUCAACGAAUGCGCUGUUCGGUGGCGGAUAGGACAACCAUAUCGUGCAACGUGUUUCCUAGAACUCAUCAAACAAUUCUAUGAACGCGGCGAGGUUCCGAUGGAAUGUAUUCCUGUGGCACUGCAAGCAGUGACCAAGACAUUGCACGACCUAGAAAUUGACAGAUGGUCUAUUCAAGACGCGGAAUUAUUAGCCAGCAUUUACGGUAGCCUUUACAACAUUUUCCUAUCAUCCCUCUAUCACGCGAUGGAGUCUCUCCCGAACGUCAAAGUAUCGGAGAUACAACCAUAUCUUUCCGUUCUUGAUCACAUACGGGAAAGUGACUUGGAAGACCGGAUACGGGAUGUUUCUGUGCAAUAUUACCAGGACAAGAUGCAGCAACUGCAAUCGGCUCCAGGAGUUAAUCGGGCUUUACCAUUGCUGUUGAUGACGGACGAGAUAGAGAAGUCAGCAAAGCAGUUGGACAAACGUUUCCCUGAACCACUCGUUGGCCGGAUCGAUUUGGUGUCGUUGGUGGUUAAGAUGCAGGUCCCACUGUUCGUUGCUGACCUGCAGAAGUCUGCAAAGAAACUGCUCGAGUCAUCGACCAACGGCCCCGCACCAGACGUUCCCAUACAGGAUAUAUUUUCUCUGUAUCGAAGAACUAAGACGCUGCUGGAAAUGUUCCGCGCCUUUUGUCCUAAGGGCCAAGUAGAGUUGGAUAUCAGCCAGUUCUUCAUGCAGUAUGUCUUGCGAUGGUUGUCUGAAACGGAUAGCAAGACUGGACAGUGGGUUCAGGCUGCCAUUGCAGCCGAUAAGUUUCAAGCAGAGAAUGCAGAGGGCCACAGCUCAUCCAUAGUUGAUCUUUUCGAUUCUCUGCGUAGCCCGCUUGCAUUCCUCCAGGAACUGGAAUGGUCGGACGAGUACCAGAAUGCCAGGUUCUUCACUAGUUUGUCAAAAACGAUUUCCAAAGCGGUUGAGCAAUACUGUCGCAGCGUGGAAGAGUUAUUCAUGACGGAGAUGUUUCCCCGACCAACGGAAUACCUUCAGCCACAGAAAUCGUCUGCAUGGCUCGAGAAAGCCAAGCAACUCGCAAUCACAGGCGAGAAGAAGGUCGAACCCUUCAACUUCCAGCCCGAAUCCUGUGUUAAGCUCAACAACGUCGAAGCAGCUCGUAAGCUGCUAGACAAUUUGUAUAAUCAAAUGCAAGUUGACAAGAUUACCGAGGUGCUUGCUGCUUGUCCGCCAGUCCCUGAGAAAGUCGAGCGGCUACGGUUUUUGUUCACAGUCAAGAUCGUGAUGGCGGAGAAUCUUGUUCCGCUCGAUAGCAGUCCAUCGUCGCUGUUAGACACUUUCGUCACUCUUAGCGACGAGGCCGGAAACCGGCUUGUCAAAACGCGAACAAUAUAUGACUCCCUCAACCCACGAUGGGAAGAGACAUUCGACCUAUCUGUGGAUAAACCUCUUUGGCUGAUGUGCAGCAUACGAGAUCGGGCUCUCAUGGGCCAGCACGACGUGGUUGGCCGGUCCUUUAUAUGCCUAAAUCCUGCGCAGUAUGGUGACUACUUGACACAUGACGUCUGGUUGAAUCUGGAGUCAACCAAUCAGAGCAAUGAGAGCCGUAUUCUGUUGCGUGUCAGUAUGGAAGGUGAGACGGACGAUGCUCAAUUCUACUUUGGUCGUGCUUUUCGCUCUCUGAAGCGGAGUGAGGGUGACAUGAUGCGUAUCUUUGUUGACAAGAUGUCUCCGUUUAUACGGCAGUCGAUUUCACGAUUCGUGGUGAAGAGCCUAAUGAAGGGAGGUUCUUCAGGGUUGGACUAUAACAAGGCCCUAGCGAACGUGACAGGUUUCUACCGUUCAGCACUUGGUUCUAGUGUGUCGGAAGUACAGGUUCCCCUUCCGGCCUCGGAAAAGCCGCGGGUACGCCCGGAGGAACUGUCCGAUGUGGAGAUCGAGCGGGCAAUUGUACCACUCUUUGACUACUUCGAUGCCAAUCUACAGAUCCUGAACACGCACCUGAGCGAGACAGCAAAGGAGAUGGAGAUCCUGACUGUAAUCGAGGGGUUACUCAUUCCUCCGUUGUCAAAACUCCCGAGCGACAUGAAGCCCUUGAGUGACAGGGAAGUGGAUAUCGUUUUUAAAUGGCUAAAGUUCUUGAGGGAUUACUUCUACGCCGACGGAGAGGGCAUAUCAUUGGAGGCCCUACAGAACCAGAAAUACCGCGACGUCCUCUCCAUUAGACUGUACUACGACUGGCAUACUGAUACACUUAUGGAAGAGUGCGUGCGUACGAUGCAACAAAGCCUGCGUGAGGCCAUUCCUGUCAAGAAGCGGGUCAAGACUGUCUACAACCAACGGAAUUUGGGCACGAUCAAGGAACGCAAGAGGGAGAAGAAGCAAGAAAAGGAGACAACCAGUGGGGAGAUCAUCUUGUGUAUCUUGCGCAUGAGGCCAAAUACACAAGAAUUCAUUUCCCAACAACUGGAGAUGAUGGCCAAUGUCCGGAUACAACAAGAAAGGUCACAAGUUGCACAGCUACAGCGAAAGGCACGGGGUUCCGGGCAGGUGGCACCCAGCCAAUAAUUAAUACUACUACUCCGCUGCGCAGACUCUCGUUAAGUUGUUGGACCUGUAUCUGUACCACAUUCUUGUUCGUUAUACCCCACAUGUACAUUUGCCCCUGACUGAAUUACUUGAUCAUUGGAGGUUGCAGUUGUCUGAC
Pisolithus orientalis is the source of this 4202-nucleotide messenger RNA. RefSeq lists its product as uncharacterized. The transcript has 18 exons. The record is from RefSeq and is a predicted model, not a curated record. Lineage: Eukaryota; Fungi; Basidiomycota; Agaricomycetes; Boletales; Pisolithaceae. Bases 152 to 4063 code for a protein of 1303 amino acids.